AUGUUCAAGGAAAAUGAAGUAAUAGUUCAUAAGAACAAAGAAGAAAUAUUCGUAGGGAAGAUGUAUUAUAAUGGACUUUAUACUAGUAGAGAGGAACAAGAAGCUGAUAGAGUGGCACAAAAAAUUGAGGGAUCUAUGUAUAGAGAACAUGAAGGAGUUGUCCAUGGAAGUAUUAGAAAUAAAAUUAAUCAAAAGACAGAAUUUAGCUUAUCGAGACAUUAUUGCCAGAGAACUAUUCUGGCGUGUACAAAAGGUUUACAAUACGCCUUUCCAUUCAGCUCAGUAUGCAAAAAAUUAUACGUAACGCGAGCUACAGCCUUGAAAAACUUGGAAUCGUACGAGCACGGUAUAAUGGAUAUUGAGAGAGCUAUGAAAAUAGAUACUUCUUCGUUCCAUUCAAUGGACUUGAAGACGAUGAAAACGGAGUUAAUGACUCUUUUCGGAAACGCUUGUACAGCGGGCGAAAAAGUCUCACAAGCCUUACACGAACGUUCUCCUAAAUUGCACAAGGAGAUUCGACUAGAUUAUGAUCCAAACACUGGGCGACAUUUCUUCAAAGCAGUGACAAGUAUUUUGACUGGGGAUGUUAUUUUAAUCGAGAAGGCACUAGUGUCGCAACUCGUGACACAUAAAUCUCGCAACGCCUGUCACCAUUGUACCAAAUACUGUGAAGCAUUGAUUCCAUGCGAAUACUGUCCCCUCCUUACAUAUUGCUCCGAAGAGUGUCGCAAGGAAGCUUUUAACGAGUAUCAUCAAUUCGAAUGUGGACUUCAUGAUCUUUCUGUCAUCGACCAAUGUGCAAUUAAACUGCUUGUAAAGCUGACGAAGAAUGCCUGUUACGUAAAAAAUGCAGUCAAAUAUUGCGAGGAAUUGAAAAAUAUCAGUGAAACGUCAACAAGGGAACUUUGGAAUAUGGAAAAAUUGAUAGUGGACAAUUUCAUGUCAAUUCUUGAUUUGAGUACUUCAAUGGAAAAUGUCAUGGCAUACCCUAUGCGGAAACAUCGUAUUUCGGUGGCAUUAGCUAUGUUAUUGCGAAAACAAAUUCCCAAUUAUAUACAAGACAAUUUGGUGGACGUUUUGGGUCUUGUGAAUCUGAUCUGCAGGGCAUCCUAUAUCGCAGAUACAUAUCAUUUUCAAGAUGAUAUAUCAUGUAUCAAGCGUGAACAUAUUAUGGCAGAAAAUAUAUUCAGGCUGCUUAGUUUCACCACUCAUUCUUGUUGUGCGAACACUGUACAUACGAUAGAAAAAGAUAACGUGAUUGUUCUGCGUGCAGCUAAAGAUAUAAAACAAGAUGAAAACAUAACCUUCAAUUUCUUAACUACAAGAUCUUGUUACAAAGGAUUUUUGGAACGAGAUGUGCUAUGGAAACAACGUACAGGUAGGGCUUGCGAAUGCGAGGUUUGCUGUUUGAAAUAUGAUUUUGAUUCCAAGAUUAAGAAGAAACUAGAUAUACCUGAGGAAGUAAGAAAACAUCUGCAAGAAAAUCCAACUAAUGUUGAGUACUUGUGGGAAUUAUUGAAAAUAAUUAAUAAUCACAUAAGCGAGCCGUGUAUAGAAGCAGAGGUGAUUAAAUAUGCCAUAUCUGAUGCGUAUCGGGGAAUAGAGGAGCCU
Molecule: messenger RNA, 1611 nt
Organism: Eufriesea mexicana
Lineage: Eukaryota; Metazoa; Arthropoda; Insecta; Hymenoptera; Apidae
Product: SET and MYND domain-containing protein 4
Exons: 5
Cellular component (GO): nucleus; cytoplasm
Molecular function (GO): histone deacetylase binding
Source: RefSeq, a predicted model, not a curated record